This is a messenger RNA of Oxyura jamaicensis (ruddy duck), 1429 nucleotides long. Its product is annotated as membrane-spanning 4-domains subfamily A member 12-like. The transcript is spliced from 7 exons. The record is from RefSeq and is a predicted model, not a curated record. Bases 83 to 700 code for a protein of 205 amino acids. Gene Ontology annotation, cellular component: plasma membrane. Gene Ontology annotation, biological process: cell surface receptor signaling pathway. NCBI's taxonomy places the organism in Eukaryota, Metazoa, Chordata, Aves, Anseriformes, Anatidae.
GGACCGGGGGGGGGCACGGGGAUUCGGGGGGUGUAGAUGGAGGCGGGGGGGCUCCGGUGGCCGCUCUGCCCCUGCCGCCUCCAUGCAGGGGAUGGGGACGCUGCGGCUGGGGAGCCGCGCCGUCAUGUACACGGCCGAGACCCUCCCCAAGGGCAAGAACCGAGUGAUGGGGACCAUCCAGAUCAUGACCGGCUUCAUGCACAUCGGCUUCGGGAUCGUCCUGACCACGCUCACCAACGUCUACACCUCGGUCUUCGUCAUCGGCGAGAUCCCCUUCCUGGGCGGCGUGUCCUUCAUCAUCUCGGGCUGCCUCUCCAUUGGGGCAGAGAAGAGCCCCACGGAAUGCGCGGUGAAAGGCAGCCAGACCAUGAACGUCAUCAGCGCCAUCUUCGCGCUGCUGGGCAUCGUCGCCUUCAUCGUUGACCUCAACCUGAACGGGCUGUACCGCUCUGGCUUUGACUACUACAGCUAUCUCGUCCUGCUCGCAGGGAACGGCAUCUCCAUCGUGCUGCUCAUCUUCACCAUCCUGGAGUUCUGCAUUGCUGUCGCCACCGCCAAUUUCUGGUGCCGGGCCACCCGCCUGAGCUCCAACGAGUCCAUGCUGAUCGUGCCCAGUGCCACACGGGUGGACUUGGCCGUGCCGCCGGCAGAGCUGCCGCAGCCACCCAGCUACACCGAGCUGCUUGCCCCUGAAGUGUAGUCAGGCCCUGAAGACGUCCCUGAGAGUGGCAGCGGCUCCCCUCAGUGUGCCCAAAGCCACCCCCAGCCGGUGCCCAGAGCAGGGCCUUCAGCAUCCCCCUCUCACCGGGCUGGGGCGUGCUGGUAGCCCCCAGCCCUACGGCUGAGCUUGCCCCCUUCCCUCCUGCCUGCCGCUGGCUCUUGGCUCACCCCUGUCCCUGGCUCGCCCUUAUGGGGGGCUGCUUGUGCCUGCCGGCUGCUUUGGGGGGCUCUGUGGGGUGGGCUGGGGGCCUGGACCCGCUGGGGGCAGCGGUGCCGCUGCUGGCUUGGAGGCUUGAAGCAGCCCGACUCCGUCAGCGUCAGCUUGUACUGCUCCGGCUUUGUUGUAUCUUGGAAAUAAAUGCUGAGGCCGGGGCUGGCUCUGCUUCUUUGGGGGGUUUCUCAGCCCCGGGGGCUGCCCCAUGGCAGCUGCUGGCCAUCGGGUGAGGGCUCGGAGCUGUGCCACAGCCCAGGAGCAGUUUUGGGUCGAGUUACGUGUUUUCUUUCUUGUUUCAGCAACCCCUCCCCGUGCUCACACCGCUCAGCCAAAACCUCAUGGAUUAUUCACUUGCUGUCAGUUAUUUCUGUUCCCAGCACUGAAAAAAUAAUGAGCCGGUUCGGGAGGAAAAGCCCCAGAGAAGGGAGGCAGCGCGGAAGGAGAGGCUCUCACCGCUCGCGCUGCGGUCACAGUGCAUUAAACUCUGGCUCCUCA